Messenger RNA from Salvelinus fontinalis (brook trout), 7893 nucleotides. RefSeq names its product clathrin heavy chain 1-like. Gene Ontology annotation, biological process: receptor-mediated endocytosis; intracellular protein transport. Gene Ontology annotation, cellular component: extracellular exosome; clathrin coat of trans-Golgi network vesicle; clathrin complex. The transcript has 33 exons. Lineage: Eukaryota; Metazoa; Chordata; Actinopteri; Salmoniformes; Salmonidae. The coding region runs from base 837 to 5888 and encodes 1683 amino acids. The record is from RefSeq and is a predicted model, not a curated record. Gene Ontology annotation, molecular function: structural molecule activity; clathrin light chain binding.
GUUUCACCCUUUUUCAACCCACCGAAAUAAGACCAUAAUCGACAUGUCUUUCCAUAGCACAACUCACCAGUGAGCAGUUCAGAAAUGUGGAUUUGUGGCAGAAAAUAAAAACCUUGAUGAUAAUGACAAAGGGAUAGGUGAAUGAUGUAGGUGCUGACUAGUUGAGGUGUGGUGGUAGCGAUGUACACAUACAUUGCCUAAAAGCAUACUAUUACCUUGUCUCAUACACUAUUUCAGUUCCUCUUUUACCAUCUUAAUGUUUUCUCACUUCUGGUCUCUUUUCAGCGGGUGGGUAAAGGCACAUUCCCGACGUCACAGCAUUGGAGUUUUUAGAAAUCAGAAUGGGAGGGGGCUUGUCACGUGCCUUUUAUUUCGAAGUUAGAAAAAAUUAAGGGGGUAGGGGCUGCGGAGGGGUACAUUGAGGACAUCGAUGUUUUAGCCAUCUGCAUUGGUAUUUGUGGGGGAAUCCUAUUGGCCGACUGUAGGGCUUAUGAAUAGCAAAUGUAUUAUUUUGUAGAAUACCAUAAACAUUUGAGCUCCAGCAAUUUUUUUGUUUUCUCUCAGAGCUUUAAAGUCUAAUUGUUGUGGACUAUUUUACUUAGCGGAAGCGUAGAAUUUUGGUUCAGGAGUGUUGUUUGGGUGUUAGGCUACUAAAUGAGUGCAGCACUGAAUUCGGGUGAUAUCAACGUAAGCCGGCAAGACGCCUUUCAUUGUACAUCGUAUUUUACCUUUGAGAGCUUUUUGGGCACUUUUAAUACAAGACAACAUUCAUUACUCCUCGUGUCCCCUUCCCCUUUCCUUUUCUCCGGACACUUGAAACACAAAAAGCCUCAAAAAUGGCUCAGAUACUGCCGAUACGAUUUCAGGAACAUCUGCAGCUGCAGAACCUGGGGGUGAAUCCGGCCAACAUCGGGUUCAGCUACCUGACCAUGGAGUCUGACAAAUUCAUCUGCAUCCGGGAGAAGGUGGGUGAGCAAGACCAGGUGGUGAUCAUAGACAUGGCUGACCCCAAUAACCCCAGCAGGCGACCCAUUUCCGCUGACAGCGCCAUCAUGAACCCUACAAGCAAGGUCAUUGCCCUGAAAGCUGCUAAGUGCCUGCAGAUCUUCAACAUUGAGAUGAAGAGUAAGAUGAAGGCUCACACCAUGACAGAGGAAGUCAUGUUCUGGAAGUGGAUUUCUGUCAACACCGUCGCAUUGGUGACUGAAGCGGCCGUCUACCAUUGGAGCAUGGAGGGGGACUCUCAGCCAAUCAAAGUGUUUGAUCGGCACGUCAGUCUGGCCGGUUGCCAGAUCAUAAACUACAGAACAGACGAACAGCAGAAGUGGCUUCUGCUUAUCGGGAUCUCGGCACAACAAAACCGUGUGGUGGGGGCCAUGCAGCUGUACUCUGUGGACAGGAAGGUGUCUCAGCCCAUCGAGGGACAUGCUGCAGCCUUCGGAGAGUUUAAGGUGGAGGGCAACACCAAAGCCUCCACUCUCUUCUGCUUUGCUGUGCGCAGCCAGGCUGGUGGCAAGCUGCAUAUCAUAGAGGUGGGUCACCCGGCUACAGGGAACCAGCCAUUUACCAAGAAGGCGGUUGAUGUGUUCUUCCCUCCCGAGGCGCAGACAGACUUCCCCGUUGCCAUGCAGAUUGGCACCAAGCAUGGCGUGAUCUACCUGAUCACUAAGUAUGGCUACAUCCACCUGUAUGAUCUGGAGUCGGGAGUGUGUAUCUAUAUGAACCGCAUCAGCGCUGAGACCAUCUUCGUCACUGCCCCCCACGAACCCACCUCCGGCAUCAUCGGGGUUAACAAGAAGGGACAGGUGUUGUCAGUGUGUGUGGAGGAGGAGAACAUAGUUAACUAUGCCACCAACGUGCUGCAGAACCCAGACCUGGGCCUGAGGAUGGCCAUGCGUUCUAACCUGGCCGGGGCAGAUGAGUUGUUUGCCAGGAAGUUCAACACGCUGUUCGCCCAGGGCUCCUACUCUGAGGCUGCCAAGGUUGCUGCCUCCACACCAAAGGGUAUCCUGCGUACAGCGGAGACCAUCCGUAAGUUCCAGAGUGUGCCAGGCCAGCCGGGCCAGGCCUCUCCCCUGCUUCAGUACUUUGGCAUCCUGCUGGACGAAGGCCAGCUCAACAAGUUUGAGUCUCUGGAGCUGUGCAGGCCUGUGCUACAGCAGGGACGCAAGCAGCUGCUGGAGAAGUGGCUGAAAGAGGACAAGCUGGAGUGUUCUGAGGAGCUUGGUGACCUGGUUAAGGCAGUAGAUCCUACUCUAGCCCUCAGCGUCUACCUCAGGGCCAACGUACCCAGCAAGGUGAUCCAGUGCUUCGCUGAGACCGGACAGUUCCAGAAGAUAGUGCUUUACGCCAAGAAGGUGGGCUACUCUCCAGACUGGGUUUUUCUGUUGAGGAAUGUGAUGCGGGUCAGUCCAGACCAGGGUCUACAGUUCUCUCAGAUGCUGGUUGCAGAUGAGGAGCCCCUGGCCAACAUCAACCAGAUCGUGGAUGUGUUCAUGGAGGGCAGUCUGAUCCAGCAGUGCACCUCAUUCCUAUUGGACGCUCUGAAGAACAACCAGCCAGCCGAGGGACACCUACAGACACGCCUACUGGAAAUGAACCUCCUCCAUGCUCCCCAGGUGGCCGAUGCAAUCCUGGGAAACCAGAUGUUUACUCACUAUGACCGAGCCCACAUCGCCCAGCUGUGUGAGAAGGCUGGGCUGCUGCAGAGGGCUCUAGAACACUACACUGACCUGUUCGACAUCAAAAGGACUCUCGUACACACACACCUGCUCAACCCUGAGUGGCUGGUGAACUACUUUGGCGCCCUGUCAGUAGAGGACUCUAUAGAGUGUCUUCGGGCCAUGUUAUCAGCCAACAUCCGACAGAACCUUCAGCUGUGUGUCCAGGUGGCAUCUAAAUACCACGAACAGCUGGGAACAAAUGCCCUGGUGGAUCUCUUCGAGUCCUUCAAGAGCUUUGAGGGUGUGUUCUACUUCCUGGGUUCCAUAGUGAACUUCAGCCAGGACCCUGACGUCCAUUUUAAAUACAUCCAGGCGGCCUGUAAGACCGGACAGAUCAAGGAGGUGGAACGCAUCUGUAGAGAGAGCAACUGUUACGACCCGGACAGGGUCAAGAACUUCCUCAAGGAGGCUAAACUGACAGACCAGCUGCCUCUGAUCAUAGUGUGUGACCGCUUUGACUUUGUCCAUGACCUGGUUCUCUACCUCUACCGCAACACUCUGCAGAAGUACAUUGAGAUCUAUGUUCAGAAGGUGAACCCUAGCCGGCUGCCGGUGGUGAUAGGAGGUCUGUUGGAUGUAGACUGUGCUGAAGAUGUCAUUAAGAACCUGAUCAUGGUGGUGAGAGGACAGUUCUCCACAGACGAGCUGGUGGCAGAGGUGGAGAAGAGGAACAGACUGAAGCUGUUGUUGCCGUGGCUGGAGUCUCGUAUCCACGAAGGCUGUGAGGAGCCAGGUACCCACAAUGCCUUGGCUAAGAUCUACAUAGACAGUAACAACAACCCGGAGCGCUUCCUGAAGGAGAACACCUUCUACGACAGCACUGUAGUGGGGAAGUAUUGUGAGAAGAGAGACCCCCACCUCGCCUGUGUCGCCUACGAGAGGGGCCAGUGUGACCUGGACCUUAUCAAGGUGUGCAAUGAGAACUCCCUGUUCAAGAGUGAGGCUCGCUACCUGGUCAGACGGAAAGACCCAGAACUAUGGGCCAAUGUUCUAGAGGAGUACAACCCUUAUAGACGCCAACUCAUAGACCAGGUGGUGCAGACAGCUCUGUCAGAGACCCAGGACCCAGAGGAGGUGUCGGUGACGGUCAAGGCCUUCAUGACAGCUGACCUGCCCAAUGAGCUCAUCGAACUACUGGAGAAGAUUGUACUGGACAACUCAGUCUUCAGCGAGCACCGAAACCUCCAGAACCUGUUGAUCCUGACGGCCAUCAAGGCAGACCGGACGCGUGUGAUGGAGUACAUCAACCGCCUAGACAACUACGACGCUCCAGACAUCGCUAACAUCGCCAUCAGCAAUGAGCUCUUCGAGGAGGCCUUCGCCAUCUUCAAAAAGUUUGACGUCAAUACCUCAGCCAUUCAGGUUCUGAUCGAGCAUAUCAGUAACCUGGACAGAGCCUAUGAGUUUGCAGAGCGUUGUAAUGAGGCUGCUGUAUGGAGUCAGCUGGCCAGAGCCCAGCUCCAGAGAGACCUGGUUAAAGAGGCCAUCGACUCCUACAUCAAAGCUGACGACCCGUCAGCCUACAUGGAGGUGGUCAGCGCGGCCAGCAAGAACGAUAACUGGGAGGAUCUGGUGAAGUUCCUUCAGAUGGCUCGUAAGAAGGCCCGGGAGUCGUACGUAGAGACAGAACUCAUCUUUGCUCUGGCUAAAACUGGCAGACUGGCCGAACUAGAUGAGUUUGUUAGCGGCCCUAACAAUGCCCAUGUACAGCAGGUGGGAGAUAGGUGUUUUGAGGAGGGCAUGUAUGAUGCUGCCAAGCUGCUGUAUAAUAAUGUGUCCAACUUUGCCCGCCUGGCGUCCACGCUGGUACACCUAGGAGAGUACCAGGCUGCUGUGGACAGCGCCAGGAAAGCCAACAGCACACGCACCUGGAAGGAGGUGUGUUUUGCGUGUGUGGCUGGGGAGGAGUUUCGGUUGGCUCAGAUCUGUGGUCUUCACAUCGUCAUCCACGCUGAUGAACUGGAGGAGCUCAUCAGUGACUAUCAGGACCGGGGCUACUAUGAGGAGCUGAUAGCCCUGUUGGAGGCAGCAUUAGGUUUGGAGCGUGCUCACAUGGGCAUGUUCACAGAGCUGGCCAUCCUCUACUCCAAAUUCAAACCCCAGAAGAUGAGAGAACAUCUGGAACUCUUCUGGUCCCGUGUCAACAUCCCUAAGGUGCUGCGAGCGGCGGAGCAGUCCCACCUGUGGGCGGAGCUAGUGUUUCUGUAUGAUAAAUACGAGGAGUAUGACAAUGCUGUCCUCACGAUGAUGUCACACCCUACUGACGCAUGGAAGGAGGUGCAGUUCAAGGACAUCAUUGCCAAGGUGGCCAAUGUGGAGCUGUACUACAAAUCCCUUUCCUUUUACCUGGAUUACAAACCUCUGCUGACAAACGACCUUCUGACCGUACUGUCACCACGGUUAGACCACAGCCGAGCGGUCACAUACUUCACCAAGAUGAACCAGUUGAAGUUGGUAAAGCCUUACCUGCGGUCAGUCCAGAGUCACAACAACAAGGGAGUCAACGAGGCCCUCAAUAACCUGCUGACAGAGGAGGAGGACUACCAGGGUCUGAGGGCAUCGAUCGAUGUGUAUGGUAACUUUGACACCAUUGUUCUGGCCCAGAGACUGGAGAAGCAUGAGCUGAUUGAGUUCAGACGCAUCGCAGCAUACCUCUACAAAGGCAACAACCGCUGGAGACAGAGCGUGGAACUCUGCAAGAAAGACAAAUUAUACAAGGAUGCAAUGCUGUAUGCUGCCGAGUCUAAGGAUGCGGAAUUGGCUGAGACCCUGCUGCAGUGGUUCCUGGAGGAGGGCAGGAAGGAGUGUUUCGCUGCCUGUCUGUUUGCCUCCUAUGACCUGCUGCACCCUGAUGUGGUGCUGGAGCUGGCCUGGAGACACAGCAUCGUGGACUUUGCCAUGCCAUACUUCAUCCAGGUCAUGAGGGAGUAUCUCACCAAGGUUGAUGAGGUUGCGGAGAAGGUGACGGUGGAGAAACUGGAGGUGUCAGAAAGCCAAAGGAAGACUGAGGAAAAAGUCACAGAACCCACCCCCAUAGUGUUUGGUCAACAGCUGAUGUUGACAGCAGGUUCCGCUCCAGUGGCUCCCCAGCCAGGAUAUCCAGGAGGCUAUGGAUACGCUCCUCCAGGCUACCCCACCCAGCCCCCCUACAGCUACAACAUGUAGACUACCCCACCCAGCCCCCCUACAGCUACAACAUGUAGACUACCCCACCCAGCCCCCUUAUGGGGCCCCCUAUUCCCUGUUUUGUGCACUACGUUUGACCAGGGCCAAUAGUGCUCCAGUCAGAAGUAGUGCACUAUAUAGGCUAUAAGGUGUCCUUUUGGGUUGCAGAUUAUGUAGAGCAUAAGGCCCCAGUAACCCCACAUCCCAACCCCUCUUACCCAACCUGAAUCACACUUACCCUACACAGGGAUCAAAUACAUUACAGAUGCAGCUUGCUUUCGGAUUCAAAAUGGAUUCCCUGCCUUGAAACCCCUGAUAUACAAUCUCUCUACUCUGAGACACACCUAGUCCACCUCUGAACACUCCAAACCCCACCACCAUACCCAACUCUCUCAACCGAAAAGACCUCCACUUUGCUCCCAUCUCCUCUCAAUCCCCACCUCCUCUUGCUCCCCCUCCCUCUCCAAUGGACUAGAGCAAGGCUAACUGACCCCUCUACUUAGGCUGGCCUGACCACCCCCCCCCCCCCCAUUCACCACUGCACAGCAUGGCGACAGCUCUUAGCUUUUAUCUGUUAGCUAUUUUCUCUAGGAGCUAACGUACACCACUCUGUCCAGGUAUAUUCUAUCACUGUUCCAUAGACAGUAUCAACCAUAGAGCAUAUUUUUUAAAUAUUUGUUUUUCUAGAGAUGAUAGAGUACUGGUAGUGAAGACUUUGUUACUGAGGAGCCAGAGAGGGUGUGGGUGAGGGGCUCAUCACGGAGUGCCCCCGCCCUCUGAGCACAGCUAGGCCUUGUACAGGAGGUGUCAACUGAGUCAUUUUUCACAUUUGUUUCACGACUGUCUCCUACGUUUGUUUCAUGACUGUCUCCUACGUUUGUUUCACGACUGUCUCCUACGUUUGUUUCACGACUGUCUCCUACGUUUGUUUCACGACUGUCUCCUACGUUUGUUUCACGACUGUUUCUGUUCAAUAGUUUUUGUUUGUCCAUCUGAACAGGUACUAUGUUGAAGAUGUAACACUAUACAGUACUAUGGACUAGGAUCACUAGUUAUUGGGAUUAUGGUGUACUUACUGUGUGUAGUUUAUCGAGCAUGUUGGGAUCUGUUGACAACACCAAGACUGGGAAGGUUUGCAUUGAUUCUCCUCUCCAAUGCUCUUGUGCUAGUUGAUAAUAUCCAAGUCAACAUGGACGUUUGGGUCUUUCCACUUAACACUGUGAGGUAUGGUACACAAUCCCACAGCUCUGGAGUUGAUGAUGAUGAUGAUGUGAAACAUAACUGCCAUAUGCUGAUGUCUGUGCAUGUGCUGCCAAACAUAUAAUGCUGUAACAAUGCAACCAGGAGCACAAUUUCCAUGUUAUUCAUUUAAUAAUAAGUAUUACCUAUGUUGUGUUCAAGGCUGAACAAAGGUAUUUUGAAGCCUUUACUGUCCCACCACUGACACCAACUAACAGAAUGGUGAAGAAAUGCCAAUAUUACACAAAGGAGAAUAAAAACAUAUGAGGGAAUAGAACUCCUGUAUAUCCCUGUGCCAGUGGUCCAGAGCUAUUUAAUGUACUGAAAAAACAUUGUAGAAUUUAAGAUAUGUUGUGAUACUUAAGGAAGAAGUUCAGUAUGAUGGAAUACCAUACAGUAUGCAUUGUCUAUAGUGUAUUGUUGUAGUUAGUCAUAAACAUGAUACUUUUUAAAACUAAAAUGACAAUUUACAAAAAGAGCAGAAUACAAACAUUAAACUCUUCAGCACGAUUGCUUGCAGCAGCCAUCAUUCUGGGGUUUGUUUUCUUCCUGUUCAAGUAGCACAUGUCUAGUGAGAAUGUUCUUGAAAACUACCGCCACGGUUUAUGGGUAAAUCUGGCCUCAUGCAUCCGGAGCUGUGCCACGACAUUGUACAAAUGUUGAAUUGAGGUUUGUAGAAAACACUGAAAUCUGACCUGUGUACACCCAUUACUCUCUGUUCAAGUCAAGCUUUCUCAAGGAUAAUAAAGUUUACACACACACAUUA